Molecule: messenger RNA, 528 nt
Organism: Cooperia oncophora
Lineage: Eukaryota; Metazoa; Nematoda; Chromadorea; Rhabditida; Trichostrongylidae
Source: the annotation of a GenBank genome assembly
AUGCCGUCAUCUCUGACGGCAAAGCCGUUCGAGACAAACCAAGCACAAACCAAUAAUUCGUCUGAUUCUUUGCUAAAGCCGGCCGCAAGCUCAUCAGGUGGUGCCGAUGAUACAAUAACAAUGAUAAUGGUCGUCAUGCUGUUUCUUGCUUGCAAUACACUGGCCUUGGUGGUCAACUUGAUCGAGACCUUCUUCGAUCCGGACCCGCUACUGCUCAAUCUCCUUUCCGAUGCCAGUAAUUUUCUGGUCAUACUCAACUCUUCUGUGAAUAGUGUGAUAUAUUUCGUCUUCAACAAAGAGUAUCGUGAAAUCGCUUUGACAAAGUUUUAUCAAAUGGUUGAUAAAUACUCAAAGAAGACUCUUUGCUGUUGUUGCCGCUGUUGCUGCUGUUGUGUUGGGCGUCGACGUCGGCAGGAUCAUGCAUACCAUCCGGUCGCUAACGGUCGUGACCAGGGAAGACCGCCGUCAUUACGGUGUAUCGUCGCCGAAAACAACGCCGACACAGUGACUAGUGAGUUUUUGAAAUGA